Messenger RNA from Monodelphis domestica (gray short-tailed opossum), 25474 nucleotides. RefSeq names its product sodium-dependent phosphate transport protein 2B-like. Gene Ontology annotation, molecular function: sodium:phosphate symporter activity. NCBI's taxonomy places the organism in Eukaryota, Metazoa, Chordata, Mammalia, Didelphimorphia, Didelphidae. Gene Ontology annotation, biological process: intracellular phosphate ion homeostasis; sodium-dependent phosphate transport. Gene Ontology annotation, cellular component: brush border; vesicle; apical plasma membrane. The record is from RefSeq and is a predicted model, not a curated record.
CCCUAAUUUGUUAAUAUAUUAACUCAGGGAUAUAUAUUUCCCCCUGAGUACUGCUUUGUCUGCAUCCCAUAGAUUUUGAAAGGAUGUCUCAUCAUUGUCAUUUUCUUCAAUGAAAUUAUUAAUUGUUUCUAUGAUCUAUUCUUUAACUGAUUUUGGAGAAUUGUAUGAUUUAAUUUCCAAUUAAUUUUUAUUUGACUCUCCAUGUACCUGUACUAAUUAUUAUUUUCUUUGCAUUGUGAUCUGAGAAGGUUCCAUUUAUUAUUUCUGCUUUUUUGCACUUAUUUAAAAUGUUUUUAUGCCCUGAUAUAUGGUCAAUCUUUGUGAAUGUACCAUGUGCUGCUGAAAAGAAAGUGUAUUCCUUUUUGUCCCUAUAUAUUUUUCUCCACAUAUCUACUAACUAUUUUUUCCAAGAUGUCAUUCACUCCUCUUACCUCAUUGUUAUUCAUUUUUUGGAUUGAGUUAUCUAGUUCUCAUAAAGGAAAUUUCAUGUCUCCCACUAGUAUACUUUUUCUAUCUAUUUCAUCCCUGAGUUCCACUAGUUUCUCCUUUAGAAAUUUGGAUGCUAUGCCAUUUGGUGCUUGGUGAGUACUCAUAUUUCCUCAUUGUCUAUACUACCUUUUAUCAGGAUGUAAUUACCUUCCCUAUCUCUUUUCUCUAGAUCUAUUUUUACUUUGGCUUUGUCAGAUAUCAUGAUUACAACUCUUGCCUUCUUUUUAUCUGGUAAUGCCCAAUAGAUUUCGUUCUACCCUCUUACUUUUACCCUACAUGUGUCUAUCUUCCUCAUGUGUCUUUCUUGUAAACAGUAUAUAGUAUGGUUUUGGUUUCUAAUCUACUCUGCUAUUCUCUUGCAUUUUAUGGGUGAGUUCAUUCCAUUCACAUUCAGAGUUAUGAUUACCAGCUGUGUAUUUCCCAGCAUUUUGAUUUCCACUCCUAGACCUGCUCUUUCUUCUUUAACUAUUUCCUUCUAUAGCAGUGUUUUGUUUUUAAUUGGUCCCCCUAAUUCCCACCCUUAUUUUCCCUUUCUGCCUGACUCCCUUCUUAUUCUCCUAUUAUUUUCUUUACAUUGUGUUUAAACUACCCCCACCAUCUCCCUCCCUUUUAUUCCUUCCUUCCUCACCAAUCAGUUUGUUACCCUUCUACUUCCCCAUAGGGCACAUAUCAAUUCUCUGCCUGAAUGUAUUUGAUUGUUCUUUCUACUUUGAGUCAAUUUCAAAGCACGUAAGAGUUGAAUAUUUCCUAUCUCCAACUUCUUUAGCCUUCCAGUGUAUUGCUGUUCUUCUUCCCUCCUUCCACCAUGCACUUCUUUGUGAUAUAUAAAUUUACCCCAUUUUGUUUCUUUUCACAUUUCUCUUAAUAUUCUCUUUUUAACUCUCAUUGAAUAUAUAUGUAUACAUACAUACAUAUACAUAUUUAUGUCUUUGCAUCUCAUCCUAUACAGUUUGUCACUGUUCCCACUAAGUAUAAUUCUUCUGGUUUCCUAGGUGAUAAUAACAAUUUUUAAGAGUUUCCAAUAUCCUCUUUUCUUAUAGGGAUAUGUUUCAUUUUAAUUUAUUGCAUUGCUUAAGAAAAGUUUGGUUUUUGUUUUGUUUUGUUUUUGGUUUUCCCCCCUUUCUUAAUUACCUUUUGAUGAUUCUCUUGAGUACUCUGGGCAUCAAAUUUUAUAUUCAGGUCUGCUCUUUUCUUUAUAAAUGCUUGGAAUUCUUCUAGUUUAUUAAAUGACUACUCUUCCCCCUGUAAGAAUAUAGUCAGUUUUGCUGGGUAGUUGAUUCUUGGUUGUAGACCUAGUUCCCUUGCUUUCUGGAAUAUCAAAUUCCUUGCCUUUUGGUCUUUCAGAAUGGCUGCAGCCAGAUCCUGCAUUAUCCUCACUGUGGUUCCAUGGUAUCUAAAUGACUUCUUCUUGGCACCUUGUAAUAUCUUUUCUUUGGUCUGAUAGUUCUUGAAUUUGGCUAUAACAUUCCUGGGUGUUGUCAGUUGGGGAUUAAGUUGUGAAUCUUAAAACUGCUCAGACGGUACUUCAGAAGAUUUGAUUAAGCUAUUCCCCAUUUUUAACAAUGGAGGUACUAGAUCAGUAAUGUAUUGAGAACUUUUAAAAUUACUCCACCCUACUCAGACAGUGCCUUAGGGGAAGAUAAAGUUGUAAACUCCUUAUUGAACAAUGAAAAAUUCCUUUCUCAUGCUUAUAGUAAAGCUAGGACCUUAAGCUAGGUCUAUUUUAAAUCUAAUACAAAAAGGUGCUAAAUACCUAUAAAGGUUAAAUUAAUCACUAAAAGGUCAAGCAACUUACAAAAGGCAAGCUUAACAAAAGAGGUGUGAAGUACUCAGAGUAUUUUAUCUAACCAGAGAAGGUGAGAACAAAAGAAGAUAAGAACUAGGAAUAGGCAGUCCUGGGGGGAAAAAGCGUCUACUGUGAUUGGUAGAUGUGAAAAUUUAGGAGAGAUGACAUAAGAGAAAAUUUCCUUAAAAGGAGAAGGAUUGAACUCAAUUGAGGAGUUCAGGAGUUCAGUGGAGGACUGGAGCUUGCUGGAGACAAUCUUUUGGCAAGUGAUAAAGACUGACUCUCUCUCCCUUAGGCUCAGGCCUAGGCCAUUUGGCCUAGGCCCUUUCUACUAUUUUCUCUAUCUCUCUCUCUCCUUCACUUAAUUCCUUCAUUUGUAUUAACUAAAAUCUCCAUAAAACCCAGCUGACUUGGGUAUUUUCAUAUUUGGGAAUUUUCCCAUGGCAACCACUUAAUUUUAGAUUUUAAAUCAAGAUACUAAAAAUAAAUCUUUACAGUUUGGCCAAAACAUUACAGUUUUGGCAAUUUACAAUCUUAGCAAACCACAUUGUCAUGGUUACAAAGUACAGGAGGCAAUCUGUGAAUUCUUUCAAUCUCCUAGAAUGAAUUGUUCUAGAAUGUUGGGGCAGUUUUCUUGGAUAAUUACCUGUAGGAUGAUGUCCAGGCCUUUUCUUUUGUCAUGGUCUUUUGGUAGACCAAUGAUUCCUAAGAUGUCUCUCCUGGAACAAUUUUUUAAGUCUUCUGUUUUGUGAAUGAGCUGCCUUCAGAGCUGGCACUGAGAAUCUAUCUGCUUUAAGUUCUUCCAAGGUGGAAUGAUGUUAAGGAAAGAGACUAAGUUCAAAAAGAAAAUAAUUCAUUUUUUCUCCCAAGCCAUCAUGAAAGUGAUUACCUUUCUGCUAUUUUUCUUCUUUUUUACCUGCUCCUUGGACAUUCUCAGCAGUGCCUUCCAGCUGAUUGCAGGAAAAGUGGCCAGAGAAUUUCUCUUUGGUGGGCCAAUACUUUUCAACCCGAUAGCCUGCGCAAUGCUGGGUUUGCUGGCAACUGUUGUCGUGCAGAGUUCCAGCAUAUCCGCAUCCGUCCUCGUCAGCCUGGUGUCAUCUUCAUUUUUGACAGUAGAGACAGCAAUUCCCGUAAUGAUGGGAGUCAAUGUUGGGACUGCAAUCACCAAUAUUUUGGUGGCCCUCAUGUAUGCUGGAGACAGGGAAGAAUUUGGAAGGGUUUUUGCAGGAGCUACUGUACAUAGUUUUUUUAAUUGGUUGACAGUGCUGGUGCUGCUGCCUCUGGAGUUGAUCACUGGUUUCCUCUACCACCUCUCCUAUAGAAUAAUGAGAUCCUUUAAAUUCCAGGCUGAUGAUGAUGAUGAUGAUGAUGGCCCCGAACUCUUGAAAGCCCUCACAGGUCCCUUAACAAACAUCAUCAUCCAGCUGAAUAAAAAAGUCUUCACUGAACUUGCUGCAGGGAAUCAGGAAGCAAAAAACAAGAGCCUGAUAAAAAUUUGGUGUAAAACUUUUGAAAAUGUGACUUUUAGCAAUGUUACCGUUCCCUCACCAGAAAACUGUACCUCUCCCACUCUCUGCUGGACUGAAGGGAACAUCACUUGGACCCUCAAGAACAGAACGUAUCAACAGAACAUUGCAAAAUGCAAACACUUAUUUGUGAACACCAGCCUCUCAGAUUCGGUCAUCGGAUUCAUUCUUCUACCCCUAUCUUUGUUCAUCUUGUGCGGUUGUUUGAUCUUGUUUAUCAGGGUCUUGAACUCUGAGCUCAGGGGACCUGUUGCUGCAGUGAUUAAGAAGUACAUCAACACAGAUUUUCCCUUCCCAUUUACUUGGUUGGCAGGCUACCUUGUCAUUCUUGUUGGAGCCUUGUUGACCUUUCUUGUGCAGAGUAGUUCAGUGUUCACCUCUACAAUCACUCCUCUAGUUGGCACCGAAGUGAUCAGCCUCGAGAGAGUUUACUGUUUAACCUUGGGCUCCAACAUCGGCACCACCACCACCGCCAUCUUGGCUGCAUUAGCUAGCCCUCCACGUACUUUUAAACAGUCACUUCAGAUCGCUCUGUGCCAUUUCUUCUUCAACAUCACCGGGAUCCUUCUGUGGUACCCAAUCCCAUUCAUACGACUGCCGCUCCUUUUUGCCAGGCGCUUAGGAAAUAUCACAACCACCUACCGUUGGUUUGCCAUUGUUUACCUGAUCUUCUCCUUUUUCCUGGGCCCGUUGCUGGUGUUUUGCUUUUCUAUUGCUAGUAGGACUGUGUUGAUAUAUGUAGGGCUACCCCUAUAUUUUCUGCCCUUCGUGGUAGUAUACCUGCACAUCUUCAAUGUCCUUAAAUUAUUUCCUUUGUGGAUGAGAGACCUGAAGCCCUGGGAUGAUCUGAUAACUAGCAUCAUGGUCGGAUGCAGGCAAUGUGGUGAAAAUUUAUCACACCAAUGGAAAAAACUUCAAGGCCCCACACUCAAGCCAGACCCUGGACCAGAUCAGAACCACAGACCCAGAGCCAUAGAAGAUAGCCUUUUUUAUGUCAAGAAAUCUGAUGACACAGUAUCAAAAAAUACAAUUAACAAAUGGGCAGUUCUUAAUGACUCAAGUGCUGAUUAAGCUAGAAAGAGUAAAAAAGUCACUAUGGGUGGUAACUUUUGUCCUUUGUUAUUAGCUGAACUUUCCAAUAAGGGGUUGGGGGCUAGUUGCUUUUCUGCUGACAAUUAUUACAGUUGAGUGCCUGUGUCAAUAUUAUGUCCUGAUCGUAAAUAGAACUUCCCUGGCCCCACAAAGCUGGGAAAGAGGGCAUUCCUGGUUAUGUAGGGAAUAUGCCAGCUAGUGACCUAUACCACCCAGUUCAGACUUAUUAAGCCAUGUGUCCAUUCCUGUCUACAUGGAAACUUGAAGAAAGGGAUAAGUGGAGAAUUGCCCAUCCUCAGGAGAAACUGGAGUUGGUCAACAGCAUGUGCUAUUAUGGCAGCUUCUCUGGAAUGGCUGGGCUUGUAUGUUUGGGCUGCUUCCAAAGGCUGAUGACCAUGAUGACCAAUACCAAAGAAACUCUCAUAGGUAACCACGCCCUCCAUGUCCUUAUCUUCCUUCCUUCUUGCAGUUCUGGGCAGCCUAUAACUAAUUUCUAGAACACCAAGACGGUAUUUCUGAAGGAUAAAGAUCUGUGUCUUAACUGAUCCAGAGAAAUUAGCUAUUGUAUUAACCAUCUAGCCCUUUACUGGAGUGGGGUAGUACUUGAAGGAUUCUGAGGUGAAUGGCCUUGCUGUAAGUCCUUCUUCCUGAAUCCUUGUAUCUCUAUUUCUUUCAAAGAGGGAAAAACCUGCCAGGCCUCUGGAGAGGAGGUAGACUGGCAGGUGGUCAUGCUGUUGGGAAAAUGUGGAUUAAAAAAGCAGGACUCUCUUCAGACAAACUGUAGUCUUUUUUUUCUGUUUCCCCAAAGGACACUAAGCACCUUUGUCAACCUAUUAAAGACUAAUAUGGAACCACCUUCCAAAUUUUCGUUCACUUGUCAGAAAUAAGUGUUGUUCAUUUCCAUUUCCUGUCCUCUUUGGCCCUUAAAAUCCUGCUUUUUGGUGAGCAUGUGACUGGAAAGGUUAGAGCCAGGGAACACUCCCAGAAGAUUAUCCUGAAGGUUAAAUUGUCCUUGGUCCCCAGAACCUUUUUCAUAAUUGUGUACAGGGAUUUGUGUGUGCUCAAAUUCACCCCUUAUUUACUCCCCGUAUUUGUCUGUGCUCUUGCUCCUCUCAUUUUUUUUGGUUUUGGGGGCUUCUGUCAGUCUCCCCUCUUGGAGCUUUAACAGGAGAUCUCUUGGUGUGGUCUCUGGUGGGGGGGUCGUUGGGGUUUGAGCUUCCCUGUCCUCUGGAGGCUUUUGAUUGGAUUAAAGUCCAACAGUCAAUGAGGAUGGGUGGGGGAGCCUGGGCUUCCAUGAGUUCUGGAGACUUUUGAUGGGAUUAAGUUCAACUUAGUUGGGCUGGGUGUGCUCUGAGUCCAAAACUUCCUGGAAGGCUGGAGCAAAUAUGGAGGAUCUUCAAAGCUCUAGCCAGGCUGCCAGGUCUAUGUUCCCUCUCCAGCUCCUUCCCCUCUAUCUAUGUUCGAUGCUCUGAACUUGGUAUGCCCUUCAGACCAGCACCUUUGCCUGCCCAGAUGUUCCCACUGACACUAGAAUCUCAGCACUCUGGGUGGGACGACGGAUGGAUCCUGGGACCUUCCUUCUGUCUUCCCCUUAAACCCGAGGGUUCUCGGAUUCUGACUUUUCAGGGGGUGUACCUUUUGAAUUAAGUCCAUCAAGAGGGUUCAUUGGCUCUGUCUUGUUAAAUUUGAUUUUCAGUCCGCUGGGAGCAUUCAGUUUGUGAUCGGUUAGGAAGGGUAUUCAGAGGUAUGAACUUCUGCUCCUUCUAGGCUUCCAUCUUGACUCUGCCCCCCUACAUUUUGACUCUUCACACAAAGAGAAGAGGAAAGGAGCAUCUAUUAAAUACCUAACAUGUGCUAGGGCAGUGAUGACAAACCUUUUAGAGACCAGGCACCCUUGCCUACCCCUUACUCCACAGAGGGGAGGGAGUCAGUGCUCCCACUGGGCUACUGGACAGAGAGGGGUGGCUGGUGUGAAAAAACUGUCAUCUGGCACAGUAGAGAGGGAAAAGGGAGCAGCUCUGCCCAAGUCCCUCUGCCUUUCUAGUAAUAAACUCUAGAGGGGGGCAGGGUGGCACAUGUGCCCACAGAGAGAGGCACCCAUGUCUUAUCUUUGCCAUCACUCUGCUAGGCACUUAAGUAUCUUAUUUGGUCAUCCCAACAACUCUGGCAGGUAAAUGCUAUCAUUAUCCUCAUUUUAUAGUUUGGGAAACUUCCUCUGCUCUAGUGCUCCAAAUAUUAUACCCCCUAGCUGUCUAAUGAGAUAAGAACCUGACUCUAAUAUUAUGUAGUUAAUCCCAAGAGCAUUUCUUAUUUUUAUUUGGCCUUGUAGGUUGUGUUUGACUCUUCACAACCCCAUUGGAGGUUUUCUUGGCAAAAUUUAUAUUGGAGUGGUUUGUCAUUUAGAUUAUGCAGGUGGGUUUCUCUAGCACCCAUCUAUGAAAUCCAUCUAUACCUUCUAAGCCCAUGUGAUAAUUCUUUAUGACCUUCUAGAAAUCCUCCAUAGAGAAUUUGCUCAAACUUUGAUGUCAUCCCUCUGCCUCUAUUCAUUCAGUUCCAGAAACUAUUUUUGUGAACUUAACUUUUUCAAAGAAUAAAAAUUCAUAUUGCCCCCUUUGCUUUGUUACUCCUGUAACUUGGGGAGAAAAAGAAAAAAAAAGCCUUGGAAGAAUAUGAAUAAUCAAACCAAAGUCCAGCAACAGUCAUGUCCAAAACAUUAAUUUCUUAUUCUGCAUCUUGAGGUCAUCCCUCCUCUGUCAGUUGAGUACAAUGCUUCACUGUGUUGAUCAGUAAUUCUGUAAACAUCCAAUAACUCAAUAAAUACAUUCUCCUUAUUACAUAAUAAUGACCUUUAUUACAAGGCUCUCAGCUAGGUCUAGAUUUAUUUUUUAAAUCAGACUAAUGGUUUCAUCAGUGUUGGGUAUAUUUUUGCAGCAACCAGAAAGAUUGAAAGAUCAACAAAUUUCCCCUUUUAUCUAGUGAAUCUUUGGGUUAUUAUAUGUACAGACAAAAAGCAAUAGUCCUUGACUUUGAGGAGCUUUCAUUAAUUAGCAAGAUACAAUUUAAAUACAAAGGAUACAUAGUAAUUUAAGAUGGGAAAGAAGGAAAUAUAUAGGAUGUCCCAAAAGUCUCAGUACAGUUUAUUUAUAAGAUGGUUAUAUUUGAAGAUUUCAUUCCAAUGUUCUUUCCAGGCUUGACAGUUUCUCUGAACUGUAAAGUUUUGGAGUGGGUUAGGAAGAGAAUAACCUCUAAAUGACUCCAUAAUUCCACUAUUCCAAGCCUAGAGUGAGCUAACAACCACAUUCCCCAUGACAUAACAAUGCACUACUUACCAAGUAACUGAAAAUGUUUGGCAUGGGGAUUGAGUAGGAAGAAAAGAUUAGAUAAAAGUCCUAAAUUACCAGUGCAUCUCUUCCAAUCAAGAAUUUAUAACUCCUUUCAAAUCACUGGGUUAAUGUGGUGAGAAUGAACUAAACCAGAUUACUCCCAGUCUGGUGCUUGGAAUUGAUUUGAUAUGAAUGAAAGAUGCAAGUAUGUGUAAUUGAAGUCAAUUAAAAAGACCACAGCAUCAAGGAUACCCUUGGCUUGUGUUUGGGUUUCCUAGAUAACCUCUGUGCUAAGACCAGUGAACCAUUAUUCCAAUCCUAACUUUAUUUUAAGUAUAUAAAUAACUACAUCUCUUGAUGCUUUAGUUUCUUCAUUUAUAAAGUCAGAGACUUGUAUUAGAUAUCUCUUGUGCCUUUUGAUGGCUAAUAUUUGCUCUUCUAUUGAGGAUCCCAUCCAUGCCUUUUUAUCUUGUCCAACUCUUUUCUGCAUUCUCCCAUGACUAGCCUCACCCCAUCAGGUGUCCAUUCAAUUUUUUAUGGGACCUUUUCUAGAUCUCUUGAUAUCAUGUGUAUUCUAUUGGAGCCUGUGGGUACUUCUUUAUUUGUUAUAUGUUUUCACCUAUUCACACUCACCAUGUACCUUUCUAUUACCUCAAGAUGACCUACAAAUUAUUCUAUUCCUAAAGCCAAUUAACUUCUCUAAAAGACUUUCAAUGUGAAAAAAAUGGGUUAUUAUCUCAAGGAUUUCUGGUGAGUGUUUUGGUGAGAUUAAGAAUCCCCAAAGGAAUUCUUUAGGACAUACUUUUUCUUUGUCCUCUACUUUCCAUUCUCGUAGGUAAUUUUCUGCAUCCCCAUACUAGGUAGCAAAUUCUGUGAGAGUAGGGUCUUUUAGAGGGAGCUAGGUGGAAUGUCAGGUCUGGAGUUAAGAAGAUUUGAGUCAUUCAUCCUCUAUAUGCUUCAGAUUCCUCAUCUUUAAAAUAAGGAUAAUAACACCUAUUUCCCAGAAUUUUUGUGAGGAUGAAAUGACUCCUUGGGCAUUUCCCUACAUGUUUAAAGGUGGUGAUGAGUAAAGAUCAAGGCAUUUUAGGUUCCAGAGUUUUAUCUGCUACUAACUAGCUGUGUGAAAUUGGACCAGAAAGUAAUUUGGGUUGGGUGACUUUGCCCUCUAGUACUUAAUGUAGAAGGCACCAAAUUUAGAGGGCUAUGAGAGCAAUUGUAAUCCUUUAGCAAUACAGAAAGUUCCAAGAUGGUGGGCUGAAGUACACUCAGCCUCCAAUAGUGCUGGAAUUUUUAUCUCCAUAUCAUAGCAUCAUAUUUUCUCUUCUCAUCUCCCACCUCUGUACCCCACCCUGGUGCAAUAAUUCCAUGUUAGAACUCACCUUGGAUAAAUUACUCUCUUAUUUUUGACCAUGAGUUUCCUAAUAUAUAAAAUGAGAGAUGAAGAUAGCCUUUAAAUUCCUUUGCAGCUUCUACAUCAUAUAGUGAAUAUCAUAUAUCCAUAAAUUAUAUAUCAUAUAUAUGAAUACAUAUAUUCACAUAUAUCCUAAGAUCCCAUAAGGAGCAUAAUGGUAGAGAACCAGGAACUAGAUUUCCUGACAUCUAACUCAAUGCACUUUUGCAUCCCAGGCUUUCAAACUUAUUAUUAUUGUUAUUAAAAUCUUGUGGAAAGUAUGAGAUUGUUUGCAGAAAGGCCUGAUUCCUGGGGUAAAUUUGAGAGAAUGAGGCAUCUCUGUAUCUUGACUGCCUCAUAGAAGAUGAAGAAACAAUCCUAGGGCUCCCUGAACAAAGAGAGUAAGCUUUGCAGCACAUCCAUAGGCAGUUCAUGAAGAGAUGCACACAACCAAUCAAACUGCACCAAGUUUGAAUUCCUGAGUCUAGAGGACCUUAGGGAAUCUGCCAUGUAUUUUUAUAUUGCCAUGUGGGAACAGAACAAACAGAAAGAUUACUUGAUUAAAAACUUGAAACAAGUGAAAUAAGCUAAUUCAACAAUUAAAAGGAAAUUGAGGAAGUAAAAAAUUUGGCAACCCUAAAGGCAUACAAAUCAAACAGGAUAGGCAAACAACAAAUGCCAAAAGAUACUUCUUAUGUGGCAAGAUUAGUCACAUUGUAAGAUUCUGCAAUCUGAAGGCUCAGAUUGACCAAAGAAACAACAGUAGAACCUACAAUAAUAACAACUAUAGGAAUAAUAUGAACAACACAACACACAAUAACCAAAAUCAGUGUUGUGACCACAAUUGCAAAGGUGGAGUUCAUAGUCAAGCUCCUGACUUGUACACAAUGAGAACUCUGAUUGUACAGGGUGCCAGGCCAAAAUAUUCCCAGUAGCUUCAGUCCAACAGAAAUGCCAACUUAUGAAGCCAGGAAAUAGCUAUAAUACUAAAGGGAAAAGCCAAAAGGUGCAGAAAUAGCUGAAAGAAAGAGAAACAAAACAGGGAGUACAUAGUCACAGAAAUAAACUUUGGGGAUGAUAAUGCAAAUAACAGAUCCAAAGAACUAGAGGAGGAGGAAUAAAUGCAAAGGGACAGCAUAGAGAAGAAGAAUAGGAUCUAUGGAACAAAGGGGAAUGAGAUUGGGGAACAAGAUAUCACAGAACACUUUAUGGCACACAUGAAGGAUGCAUUAGCAUGUAGUGACAUAGGAACCAGAGAAUACAAAGUCUAAGCAGUUACAGCACAAACUUGCAAAAGUCCUCAGCACUUCAUAUCCCUGAGUGCAUAUAUUAACAAACUAGGGAGGGCAGAGAUCAAUCAAUUGGAAAUGCAAAUAAAAAAACUUGAAAGUGAACAAAUUAAAACUCCCCAGAAGAAAACCAAACUAGAGAUCCUAAAAAUUAAGGAAGAAAUUAAUAAAUUAGAAAGUGAUAGAACUAUUAAACUAAUAAAUCAGACUAGAAGCUGGUACUUUGAAAAAACAAACAAAAUAGAGUCUCCAAAGUACUGGUCAAUCUAAUUUAAAAAAGGAAAGAAGAAAAGCAAAUUAACAGCAUCAAAGAUGAAAAGGGGGACAUCACCUCCAAUGAAGAGGAAAUUAAGGCAAUCAUUAAAAAUUACUUUGCCCAAUUAUAUGGCAAUAUAUAUACCAAUCUAGGUGAUAUGGACGAAUAUAUACAAAAAUACAAACUGCCAAGACUAACAGAAGAAGAAAUAGAAUUCUUAAAUAAUCCCGUAUCAGAAAAUAAAAUCCAACAGGCCAUCAAAGAACUCCCUAAGAAAAAAUCCCCAGGGCCAGAUGGAUUAAAAAAUGAAUUCUAUCAAACAUUCAAAGAGCAGUUAAUCCCAAUACUAUACAAACUAUUUGACAUAAUAAGCAAAGAGGGAGUUCUACCAAACUCAUUUAAUGACACAAACAUGGUACUGAUUCCAAAAUCAGGCAGGUCAAAAACAGAGAAAGAAAACUAUAGACCAAUCUCCCUAAUGAAUAUAGAUGCAAAAAUCUUAAAUAGGAUACUAGCAAAAAGACUCCAGCAAGUGAUCAGAAGGGUCAUCCACCAUGAUCAAGUAGGAUUUAUACCAGGGAUACAGGGCUGAUUCAAUAUUAAACAAGCAAACCAACAAAAAUCACAUUCUGGAGGGCAAUUUGGAACUAUGCCCAAAGGGCGAUAAAAGACUGUCUGCCCUUUGAUCCAGCCAUAGCACUGCUGGGUUUGUACCCCAAAGAGAUAAUAAGGAAAAAGACUUGUACAAGAAUAUUCAUAGUUGCGCUCUUUGUGGUGGCCAAAAAUUGGAAAAUUUCCCAUCAAUUGGGAAAUGGCUGAACAAAUUAUUUGAGGAGAGAAAACUUAAGAAUCAUUGGUCUACCAGAAGACAAUGACAAAAGGAAAAGCCUGGACAUCAUACUACAGGAAAUUAUCCAAGAAAACUACCCCGAUAUCCUAGAACAAGAGGGAAAAGUGGAGAUUGAAAGAAUCCACAGAUCACCUCCUGUACUUAAUCCCCAACUGACAACACCCAGGAAUGUUAUAGCCAAAUUCAAGAACUAUCAGACCAAAGAAAAGAUAUUACAAGGUGCCAAGAAGAAGUCAUUUAGAUACCACGGAACCACAGUGAGGAUAAUGCAGGAUCUGGCUGCAGUCAUGCUGAAAGACCAAAAGGCAAGGAAUUUGAUAUUCCAGAAAGCAAGGGAACUAGGUCUACAGCCAAGAAUCAACUACCCAGAAAAACUGACUAUAUUCUUACAGGGGAAAGUAUGGUCAUUUAACAAAAUAGGAGAAUUCCAAGCAUUUGUAAAGAAAAGACCAGACCUGAAAAGAAAAUUUGAUGUUCAGCACAGAAUUCAAGAGAAUCAUCAAAAGGUAAUUUAAAAAGAGGGAAAAAGAAAAAACAAAAUAAAACAAAAACAAAAACACCUUUUUUUUAAGAGACCCAAAAAGUUAAAAUGAUAUGUAUCCCUAUAAGAAAAGAGGUCAUUGGUAACUCUUAAAAACUGUUGCUAUCACCUGGGCAGCUAGAAAAAUUACACUUAGAGGGAACAGUGACAAACUGUAUAGGAUGAAAUGAUGACAUAAAGAGAUGGGAAAAGAAACUGAAGGGGGUAAUUUAUAUGUCACAAAGAAGCACAUGGCAGGAGGGGGGAGAACAUCAAUACACUGGAAGGGUAAAGAGGUUGGAGAUAGGAAAUAUUCAACUCUUACAUGCUUUGAAACUGACCCAAAGAGGGAAGAACAAUCCAAUCCAUUGGGGCCAGAGAAUAGAUUUGCGCCCUAUAGGGGAGUAGAAGGGUAACAAAUGGGCUGGUGAGGAGGGAAGCAGUACAAGGGAGGGAGAGGAGGGCUAGUUUAAAAGGACUGUAAAGAAAAUAAGAGGGGAAUAAGAAGGGAGGGGGUAGAAAAGGAAGUAAAAUAAGGGUGGGAAUUAAGGGAACUGAUUAAAAAACAAAACAUGGGUGUGGAAGGAAAUAGUGAAAGAAGAAAAGGUGGGAAUAGGAGUAGAAAUCAAAAUGCUGGGAAAUAUACAGAUGGUGAUCAUAACUCUGAAUGUGAAUGGAAUGAACUCACAAAUAAAACACAAUAGAAUAAUAGCAGAGUGGUUUAGAAUCCAAAACCAUACCAUAUGCUGUCUAUAAGAAACACACAUGAGAAAGGCAGAUACACAUAGGGUCAAAGUAAGAUAAUGGAGCCAAAUCUAUAGGGCAUUAACUGAUAAAAAGAAGGUAGGACUCACAAUUAUGAUAUCUGUCAAAGCCAAAGUAAAAAUAGAUCUGAUUAAAAGGGAUAGGAAUGAUAAUUACAUCCUCAUAAAAGGCAGUACAGAAAAUAAGGAAAUAACUUAACAUUUAUACUCCAAAUGGCAUAGCAUCCAAAUUUCUAAAGGAGAAACUAGAGACUCCAGCAAGUGAUCAUGAGGGUUAUUCACUAUGCCCAUGUAUGAAACCAGGAAUGCAAGGAUGGUUCAAUAUUGGGAAAACCCUCCACAUAAUUGAUCAUAUCAACACAAAUUGACAAAAAUCUCAUGAUUAUCUCAAUAGAUGCAGAAAAAGCUUUUGUCAAAAUACAACACCCAUUCCUAUUGAAAACACUAGAAAGCAUUGGAAUAGAAGGGCCUUUCUUAAAAAUAAUAAACAGUAUAUAUCUAAAACCAUCAGCCAUCAUCUGCAAUGGGGAUAAACUAGAAGCCUUUCCAAUAAGAUCAGGAUGAAACAAGGAUCACCUCUAUUAUUUAACAUUGUACUAGAAACACUAGCAGUAACAAUUAAAGAAAAAGAAAUUGAAGGCAUCAAAAUAGGCAAGGAGGAGACCAAGUUGUCACUCUUUGCGGAUGACAUGAUGGUCUACUUUAAGAAUCCUAGAGAAUCAACCAACAAGCUAGUCAAAAUAAUCAACAACUUUAGCAAAGUUGCAGGAUACAAAAUAAACCCACAUAAGUCAUCAGCAUUUCUAUAUAUCUCUAACACAUCUCAGCAGCAAGAAUUAGAAAGAGAAAUUCCAUUUAAAAUCACCCUAGACAAUAUAAAAUACUUUAGAAAUCUAUCUGCCAAGACAAGCACAGGAACUAUAUGAACACAAAUACAAAACACCCUCCACACAAAACUAGGUCUAAACAAUUGGAAAAACAUUGAUUGCUCAUGGGUAGGAUGAGCUAACAUAAUAAAAAUGACAAUCCUACCCGAAUUAAUUUGCUUAUUCAGUGUCAUACCCAUUCAACUACCAAAAUAAUGUUUAAAAAUUAAAAAAAAGACUGUCUGCCCUUUGAUCCAGCCAUAGCACUGCUGGGUUUGUACCCCAAAGAUAUAAGGAAAAAGACUUGUACAAGAAUAUUCAUAACUGUGUUCUUUGUGAUAUCAAAAAAUUGGAAAAUGAGGGGAUGCCCUUCAAUUGGGGAAUGGCUGAACAAAUUGUGGUAUAUGUUGGUGAUGGAAUACUAUUGCGCUCAAAGGAAUACUAAAGUGAAAGAAUUCCAUGUGAACUGGAACAACCUCCAGGAAGUGAUGCAGAGUGAAAGGAGCAGAACCUGGAGAACAUUUUAUACAGAGACUUAUACACUGUGGUACAAUUGAAUGUAAUGGAUUUCUCCAUUAGUGGCAAUGCAGUGAUCAUGAACAACCCAGAAGGAUCUAUGAGAAAGAACACUAUCCACAUUCAGAGGAAAAACUGUUGGAGUAAAAACCCCAAAGAAAAACAACUGCUUGAUUACAUGGGUUGAGGGGGAUAUGAAUGGGGAUAUAGACCCUAAAGGAACAUCCUAGUGUAAACAUCAACAGCAUGGAAAUAGGUUCUGAUCAAGGACACAUGCAAUACCCAGUGCUCAUUGGCUGUGGGGAAAGGCAGGGGGAGGGAGGAAUAGUAUAAGAUGUCUUUAACCAAGGAAUAAUGUUUGAAAUUGACCAAAUAAAAUUAAUUUUUAAAAAAAGACAAUGGGGAGGUGAAAUGUAAUGUACAGGAAUUAGAGAUGCAAUUCCCAGAUCCAUCCAUUUUGGCAACAGUUAUACCACCGAAUAGCACAAAACCCCAUGUAUCAUUGAAAGUAGGGAAGCAAAUUUAUGAUCUUUUGGUAGAUAUAGGGGCUAAUAAAUCUUGCAAUUUGCAGGACUUGCUAGUAAAUCUUGCAAGGCUUGCAAACAUCUGAGGAGUGCAAAUCUGUAGGAAGUUUGGUUUGUGCUCUGGCCUAGUGGGGUAAGGUCCAAUCUACCUUACUUCACACUAAAAGGGACUGGGGUGGAUAACAACAUCCAUCCCCCUCAGCUUACCCGAAUAUUUCAAGAUGCUUUUAAAUUAAAAGAAGGGGAAAUGUAAAGAAUACAAAGAGUUUAAGUCGUCCUUGCCUUGUUCCCCUCCCCUCUAACAUUCUUGAGGAAGGUCAGAUUGGGAGUGCAAUCUCAGAGAAAAAGCAAGUCUUGAGACAGAAAGCUCAGCUAAUCAAGGACAUUUCCCCAGGUGUCUGAUACAAGAAAAACAAUGGAUUCCCAGAAUUCUAUGCAGAUAAUAUUUCCCAGAAUCUAUUUUGGUGACUGUCUAGUUUUUAUGCUAGGUGGCCUUGACUUUCCCAUGGGUAAAAACUAAAACUUGUCUACCAUAGCUGUUUGGAGUUAUUUAGUGGGGGGAUUAAAGAUGGACUGCUGAACAUAAGAAAAGUGAGUGCUUUCAUUUCCCAUUUCACCAUAUCUUAUCCCCAUUCUUUCAUAAACCUUGUGGCACUCUAAGUUUUCCCCAUUUCCCCUGCUCCCUAUAUGGAUGUAGUCCUAUAUAAAGCAACAGUCCUUUAAAAGAUAGAAUUUCUCCUCUCCUACAUUCAGAGAUUGUAGGAAUGAAUUUACUUACAAGAAGUUGAAUUAAUUCCAACUGAAUCAAGAACUUAGGUGGGAUAUAGGUGGACUUAAAUAGGUAAUUUUUAUACAUACAUAGAGAAUAGUGUAUAUGAAGUGGGUUGCCGGUAAAAAACACAUUCAGUUGUUAAUCACAUUCAAAUGGAGAAGAAUUUACCCAAAUGUUAAUUACAUUCUGAAAGAAUAAGAUAUUUCAGAGACUUAAUUUACUAUAUGACUACAUAAGCAUUAAUAGGUAAAUUCCAGUUCACUUGGUGGUUUGGAUUAUUGAAUGACUACAUUUUAGAUUAAAAACAAUAAAAUCUUAUGUUUUUGCAUUGUAAUCAUAUCCUCCUUUGCUCUGAAUAUAGAAAUUUGGCAUAAAAGAAAAAAGUAAGGAUAGUAUUAUAACAGUAUCAAAAUUGAUUUUUUUUAGGCACAAUUCUCAAAGGCAUAGAGUGAUUUAACACAUAUAUAACUGUUUUACCUCUGGUAAGAGUUAACUGUUGGCAAUCAAUCAUGCAGUAACAGUUUUACUUCCCAGUGUGAAGAUUGGAUUUAUCUAUCUCCUGAUUGUAACAAUGAAGAUACUUAGCUCUUUAUUGUGAAGAUAAAAUGGUAAUCUCCUGAUUGUAACAAUGAAGGUACUUAGCUCUUCCUUUAUAGUGAAGCUAGAAUUGUAAUCUUAAUUUCAAAAAGGUGUUAAGUAACUACAAAAGGUGAAUUAACCACAAAGAGGUGUUAAGUAACCCCAAAAAGAUAAUCUAACCAAAGAAGGUGAGAACAAAAGAAUGGGCAGUCCUGGAGAAAAGUGUCUGCUGUGAUUGGUAGACAUGAAAAUUUAGAGGAGGUGACACAAGAGAAAAAGGUCUUUAAAUAGAGGGAAAAAAGACUGAAGACAGUCAGUCACCCGGGUUUGGAAUGAAGGAUUAGUCACUCAGAGCUGAAGGGAAGAUGGACAUUCAGAGAUUCGGACAUUCAGGCAUGCAGACAUUGGGACACUGAGUUGGAGGAGAGACCAGAAUACAGACACCCAGACUUCUUUUAGACUGUUACCAUUGUUGAGUGAAAAGCUGACUUAGUGACCUCACCUUUCUGGAGGCAUGAAGCCUCUAGGAAAGACCCAACUUCUUACUCCUGUCUGGGACUUAGAGAUUCUAACUCAUAUAAGAAGAAGCCAGAGUUUCUCUCUCUCUCUCUCUCAUUUCUUAACAUCUUCCUUCUAUUGUAAAUAUUGUAAAUAAACUACCAUAAAUUCCAUUUACCUUAGUAGUUUAUUUUGGGAUUUAGAAAUUAAAUCCCAGGCGACCACCUAAUUAAUAUAUUUCAGAGUCCAACAACAAUUUAAAUCUAACACCAGCUAGAUCUAGGAAUAAUCAAAUAGGGAAAUAUUCCUAAUUAAAAUGAAAUCAAAUGGGGAUAUUGACUCCCAAAGGAGUCCUACCCUCAGGUGUGCUGAAGGUCACUCCCUUGACCUUUUCCAGAUAAAGAUCUCCACCUAUGACAAUUCAAGAUUAUAUUCUUUCUGAGUAACCAGUGACAUUUUUCUUGAAUGGUGGAUUACUGACAUAAUGAUCAAUGCCAGACAACUAUAACUGAAUUCAAAACUUAAAAUAUCAGAUACCAUCAUAAGAGCUUUCACCGCAAAUGAAAAGUUUCACCAACUAUAGUUCAGAUGUAAUAAUUUUCCAAGAUUCAUAUACUCUAUGUAAGAUUUUCUUCCACAUCUUUCUCUUGGUUUUCUUCUCUUCUUAAAUUAUAACUCAUUCUGACAUAAAUAUCAGUUAUUAGAAAUUGUUCUUAUAAUAUAUACAAAAUUGUAAAUUCUCAGUAAUCCAAUUUCAUUGUUUAGAAAUCCCUUAACUCGAACAGGCUCUUCUCACAUGCUGAUCAUUUCUUCCUCACAGAUGGGUUCAAGGAGACUUACAAACUCACAGAUAAAAGAUUUUUUCCCCUGUAACUUUUCAACCCAGAUGAAACAUUUUUUUUUCUUUCCACAAUUUUUUAAGUCCUCAUUGAGUGUCAUCACUCUAUGAUGGAUCUGACAGGAUCUGACAUUCUUAGGGGGCCAAGGGCUUGUGUUUCAUUGCUCCUUAAAAAGUUUUUCUUCUCAUAAUGGGAAAAAAUAGAAAAUUCUUAAAAUAGAAUUAAAUCAAUUACAAAACAUAGGAGAAACUCAUAUACUUCACAGCAAGUAAAACUUCUUGAUAUCUAACUAUUCUCAAUGAAACUCUAGUACUUUUUGUUGUUUCUCAGUGUAAUGGAGGGUGUUUGGGGAUGCAAUUAGAUGUUUAAUUAUAGGCCAGUAUCAGAAGGAUAACUGUUUUUGGAAAGCUAACUGUGGGCUGACAGGCAGGGCCUGUCUUGAGGUAACAAACACAGAUUACUAUAAAACAGGGACAGAUUGUUGGAUUUAUUAAACAAAAAGGGAAUUUGGGAUAAUCCUAAACUAAUAUCAAUUACCUAAACACCCCAGAUCUAAAUAUCUCUUCACGGAGAUUUCUUCACAGAUUUGAGCUACACUGAUCCUUACCUAUCUGUCUAAGAUCCCAGACCCUAAAAUAAAUAAACCUACACUAACCCCCCUCUCUUUUGAUGGUAAUAAUAGAGGUAGUUGGGGUUGGCAGUUAGGCAGGAUAGGGCCCAAGGAGAAGUCCUGGAUCCAGAAGGACCCCAGACCUAAUCUUACAGAUGGCCCAGAUCAUUCAGGAUCACAUCAAAAAGCUCUGUAGAUAUCAACCAGUCAGCAGGGAAGCAGGUGAUAUGGAAAAGAUAAGGUGGCAACAACCAAGAGCAAGUAGCCAGUCUGUCCAAGUCAAAACCAAAGAAAGACCCAGCUCAAAAACACUGUAUACUGUCUCCCCUUUUCAUCCACAUUCUAGAAUCUUUUCCCUGCUUCUCCAUCUCCUUGAAGACCUACCUCAUAUGCUCAAAUCCUCUCUUCCUUACAACACCAGGUUAUAUCCUUUUCCCUUUCUGUGAAGGAAGAAAAGGUUAAUACAUUUGUGGGCAGUUUGAUUUUCUUUUUAAAAAAAAAACUUUCACUAGCACUGCCCCUAAAUCCCUCUCUAUAAUUAAUGAUAACUUCAUAUUUUAGUUGUUUAAUCAUAAACAUGCUAUACUGUAUGUUGGGAGACGAGGAAAUGCUCUUAGUUGCUUUAAAACAGAAUAACAAAAGAAUGACACUUUUUACAAAAAGUGUCUGAUGGAGACUGCAGUUAUCUGAAGGUCUAACUUUUUCUCAUUUUCCUUUCAAGUCAAUCAAAGAUUAAAUAUGUGUUUUUAGUUUCCUUACAUUAAUUAUAGAAAACAUUUUGCUUUUACUUUGUUUUUAGUUUCUUGCUGAUCUCAAAACAAGCCUUUCCCUCCCUUCACUAACAGGACUUGCUUGGUUUCCCUUAGAAAGGGUUUGACAACUGCUUGAUCACAUGGGUCAAUGGGGAUAUGAUUGGGGAUGUAGACUCUAAACGAUCACCCUAGUGAAAAUAUAAAUAAUAUAGAAAUAGGUCUUGAUCAAUGACACAUGUAAAACCCAGUGGAAUUGCUCGUUGACUGUGGGAGGGGUGUGUGUGAAGAUGGGAUUAAUUCUCCCCUGCCUAUUUUUAGAUUUAAUCACCAGGAAUAUAUACACCCCAUUUAUCCUUAAGUAUGGGGAGGUCUGUGACCCACAUGUGCUAUAGUGACUGAUGAAUCAGAAUCUACUGACUGGCCCCUGGGCAGUCCUAAACAAAGCUAUAGCUGCAAUUGGUCCACGUAAAGAGGAAGGAAGACACAGGAAGUGACAAAAGGAAGGGUCUUUAAAAGUGGCAAGAUCUUCCUAUGACCAGCUUUUUUGCCUUUGAACUUGACCUUGAAGGAGCUCUAGCUUGGGACCUUGGACUGCUCUCGGAUUUUCUCUUAGAACUGCCAUAUGGACACAUGGGUAAGUGAAAAGGCUGAUUCCCUUUCCUGGCUUUUCUGGAGGUACUAGCCUCAUUUCUCAUAUAUCUAGUGAAACUCUUUAAUUUCUAACCCUUACAAGUAGGAGGAGGGAAAGGAAAGAACAUAAAUCAUGUAACCAUGGAAUAUUUUCUUAAUUAAUCAAUAAAAUAAAAAGAAAUAAAAAUUAAAUUAAAUUAAAAAAAAGAAAGGUUGAUCUUAGGUUUAUGGCAUUAAUCAAAUCUCUGAGCAGUAAGCUGAUUUUUCUUGGAGGCAGAGAUUCAAUUUAGAAAGUUAUUUUGAAGUUAAAAAAAUUGUUGUUGUCCCCUUUAAAUGGGGACUGCUAGGAAGGUCAAUGGGUUGACAGCCAGGCCUAGAGAUUGGAGGUCCUGUGUUCAAAUCUGACCUCAGACACUCCCCUAGUAAUAGAACCUUAGGCAUGGCACUUACCAUCCAUUGCCUAACCUGUACCACUCUUCUGCCUUGGAAAUAGUACACAGCAUUUAUUAUAAGAUGAAAAGUUUGGGAAAAAAACAAACAACUCUUUAAAGGUUGUAGUUGACACCAUGUUGAUAUAGACUUUAUUUCAAUUAAUUAAUUGCUAUUCAUCAACUUGUCAUAACUUAUUUAAACCUUUAAACGACUUGGAUUUUUAUCUUCCAGAUUUUCCCAUUCCCAUUUCAUGAAAAACCCAUCACUAUUAUAACAUUUAAAUUCAAUCUCUUCAUGUAAUAGGAUCAACACACUUCCUUUACAAUUUUAUUUGUUGAUAGGGAUAGAGUAUAUUUAAAUUAAGAAUACUUUCCACAGCUUGCUGCCUCAUAACCAUUAACCCUAUAAAUAUGAUUGAAGGAGAAUUCAUCUCUUUAGUCAAUUUGCCAACCCUGAAUUAUGAUUACCAUAUCCAGAAUUUAGUUUUCAAAGCUUCAAAUUCUAAACAUUAAGAACACAAUGCAGAAGUAAGUUCUGUUGUCACUUUCAAAAACCCCAAAACCCCAAACCAUAAAACAUAGAACAUACAAUAGAAGGGCCCAAAAGGGCGGGGAGGGGAUUUCCUAAAAGCAGUUUUUACUUGUAGCUCAGAAGUGAUUAGAUAUUUGAUGAGGCAGAAGUUCAAGCUUCAGGGACCCCCUAAAAGGAGUAAUAGAGCUCUUGGGAAGUUUUACUAAAGGGGGCCACUGGGACACCACAGUCUCAAAAUAUCAGUCCAACCUGGGUGGCAAAUUGUAAAAAAUAAAUAAAAGCUUUUAGAGAGCAUUUUUUUAGUUUAAACGGACAUUUCAUUGUAGGAGUUGUAAAUUAUAAAAUGUCAAUAUCCAGACCUUCUCAAGCUCAGACAAAAACCCCAAAUUUGAACUGCACAAGCCUUUUAUAAUGAUCUUCUGAUGAUUCACAGACUUCAAAUUCUUCAAAAGCCCAAACUCUCAGAUGACUAUAAAUCGUGCCAUUAUCCAAACUUAUUUUGUGAUAUUAUUAACAAUCUCCAUGGAGAGUUUAUCUGUGGUACUUCGCUGAGACCACAGUGAUCAUGAGUAUGUUAGCAUGCUCUCAGGCCCUCUAUCUGCUCCUUGACUCGAGAAAUGGGUUGUCCCAACCCUAUGGAUGAAGAAAAAGCAUUUAUUUUUUAGUUCAGUAAUAUUUUUCCCAAUUACAUGUAAAUAUCAUUUUAUGUAUUCAUUUUCUAACAUUUUGGGUCCCUAUCCCUCACUCUCCUAGGGCCUCUCUCUCACAUAGUAAGCAAUUUGAUAUAGGUUACACAUGUGAUAUCAUAGAAAACAUUUCCAUGUUUGUCAUGUCGUGGAAAAAGACACAUAUCACAAAAAUAAAGAAACAAAACCCCAAACCAUAUAGGAGACAAAAUGAAGGAUGAUGUGUUUUGAUCUGUGUCCAAACUCAAUCAGUUCCUUCUCCAGAAGUGGAAAGUGUUUUUCAUGAUGAAUCCUUUGGAGCUGUCUUGGAUCAUUAUAUUGCUGAGAAUAGCUAAAUCAUUCACAGCUGAUCAUUGUACAAUAUUGCUGUUAUUGUAUACAGUGUUCUCCUAGAUCUGUUCACUUCUCUUUGCAUUAGUUUGUAUUUUUCCAUGUUUCUUCUGAAAUCAUCCAAUUUGUAAUUUCCUAUAACAAUUGUAUUCCAUCAUAAUCAUGUACCAUAGCUUGUUCUGUCAUUCUGCAGUUGAUGGACAUUCCUUAACUUCAAAUUCUUUGUUGCCACAAAAAGAGCUGCUAUAAAUAUUUUUAUGUAACUAGGUCCUUUUUUCCUUUGUUGGUCUCUUUAGGAUACAGACUCAAUAGUGGUGUUGUUUAAACAAAGGGUAUGCACAGUUUUAUAGCUUUUUAAGCAUGGUUCUAACUUGCUCUCUAGAAUGGUUGGAUGAGUUCCCAAUUCCACCAAAAGUGCUCCAAUUUUCCAACACUUAUCAUUUUUCUUUUCUUUCACAUGAGUAAAUAUGAAAGAUAAGAGGUAGUAGCUCAGAGUUGUUUAAAUCUGCAACUCUAAUCAAUAGUGAUUUCGACUAUACUUCAUGUGACUACAGGUAGCUUUGAUUUUUUUUAAUCUGGGAACUUAUUGCUUAUAUCCUGUGUCCAUUUAUCAAUUUUGGGGAAAGUAUUAAAGACUGUGUACCAAGCACUGUUGAAAAUCCUGAGGAUACUAAUAAAAAGUGAGUCCAUUACUCAACUUUAAUAUGAAUAUAUUCUAUUGGGGAGACCCUAUCUCUAGGGAAGGAAUGACCAAGAAGGUAUGCUCUAAUUUGAAAAUUUUACUGGGUUGGUGAGUGGAGUCAAAGUGGGGAGUAUAUAACUGACUCUUUCUAGGAGAAAUGGUGGUUAAUUAUGAUUUCAAGAACUAGAAUGAUGGGAGGGGGAAGUAUGGAAGUUAUUGGAUCAGAGGACCAUAAAGAUAAAGAAUAUGUAUAUAUAUAAUAUAUAUAUAUAUUUAUAUAUAAUAUAUAUAAAGAAUAGAGUGAAUCUGCUGGCAGAACAGAGCUAUAUUUUCAAGAAUUUGACUUAUCUACAUUUAAAAAAUAGGGAUCAAAAUUAAUGACCUUAACUUUAUUUCAAGAGAAGACUUAGCAGUAACACAAUUUGUCAGCAAGGAUUUGGAGAACAGAUUUGAAGCAGGGUUACUUGUUCUGCUUUGGCUUCUGAAGAUAGAACAAAGGGGCAAUAAAUGGAAAAGUCAAAGAAUGAAGUUUCAGCUAGAUGAAAAGAAAAGCUUCUCCACAAUUAGAGAUAUAUCAUGGUGGAAUGCCUUGCCUCUUAGGUAGUGAGUCCCCCUCUUCAAAAAAAGAUAUUCAAGUGAUGAUUUGUUGACCACUUGGGGAUUAUGGUUCAGGCAUGUAUUAGAGUAGAUAAUACUAAUAAUCAACAUUUAUAUAAGGUAUCAUGGCAUGGUGGAUAGUCUUGGAUAUGGAAUUAGAAAGACUUGGGUUCAAAUCCAAUACUAGACAUAUUCUCUGAGUGAUCCCAGUGACACAUUUAACCUUUGUAGACCUUUUUCUCUCAUUCAGGAAAAAGGAGCGUAUUGGACUCAGUCAUGGGUUGAAACCCCUAUUCUUCUCAAUUCAUAAUCCCAUAUUUAUGGUUUUCAAAGCAGAUUUUAUAUACUAUUUCAUUUGAUCAUCACAAUGGAACUGUGAGGAUGGUUCCAGAGGCAUGUGUGGGAUUUUUGUUUUUAUAAGGGGUUAAACACAUUUCUUAUGACUUUAGAAAAUUAGAAUGUUUUUAUGUAUUAAGAACUGGUAAGACCAGUACCCACAAAUACAUGAACCCUCUUCAUGUUCAUGCAUCGGAUAUGUAUAGAAUAAUUAGUAAUGCCAUGAAAAGCUUUCUCCCUUUGGGGUACAUUUUUCUCUCCUCUCAUCAUGAAGCAUUGUACACUUUUUUAAAAUUUUAAUUUAUUUUAUUUUAUUUUUUAAACAUUAUUUUAUUUGGUCAUUUUCAUACAUUAUUCAUUAGAAACAGAGAUCAUUUUCUUUUCCUCCCCCCCUUCACCCCUCCCCUAGCCAAUGCAUGAUUCCACUGGGUAUCACAUGUGUCAUUGCUCCGAACCCAUUUCCUUGUUAUUGGUUUCUGCAUUAGGGUGCUCACAUAGCAUCUCCCCUCGAUCAUGUCGCCUCAACCUCUGUAGUCAAGCAGUUGCUUUUCCUCAGUGUUUUUAUUCUCACAGUUUGUCCUCUGGUGGAGGAUAGUGUUUUUUCACAUAGAUCCCUGCAGAUUGUUCAGGGACAUUGCAUUGCAAUUGAUGGAGAAGUCCAUUAUCUUCGAUUGUACCACAGUGUAUCAGUCUCUGUGUACAAUGUUCUCCUGGUUCUGCUCCCUCAUUCUGCAUCACUUCCUGGAGGUUGUUCCAGUCUCCAUGGCAUUCCUCCACUUUAGUAUUCCUUUGAGCACAAUAGUAUUCCAUCACCAACAUAUAUCACAAUUUGUUCAGCCAUUCCCCAAUUGAAGGGCAUCCCCUCAUUUUCCAAUUUUUGGCCACCACAAAGAGUGCAGCUAUGAAUAUUCUUGUACAAGUCGUUUUCCUUAUUAUCUCUUUGGGAUACAAACCCAGCAAUGCUAUAGCUGGAUCAAAGGGUCUUUUAGCCCCCUUUGGGCAUAGUUCCAAAUUGCCCUCCAGAAUGGUUGGAUCAAUUCACAACCCCACCAGCAAUGAAUUAAUGUCCCUACUUUGCCACAUCCCCUCCAGCAUUCAUUACUUCCCUUUGAUGUAAUGUUGGCCAAUCUUCUAGGUGUGAGGUGAUACCUCAGAGUUGUUUUGAUUUGCAUCUCUCUGAUUAUAAGAGAUUUAGAACACUUUUUCAUGUACUUAUUAAUAGUUUUGAUUUCUUUAACUGAAAAUUGCCUAUUCUUGUCCCUUGCCCAUUUUUCAAUUGGAGAAUGGCUUGUUUUUUGGUACAACUGGUUUAGCUCUUUAUAAAUGUGAGUAAUUAGACCUUUGGCAGAGGUUUUUGUUGUGUAGAUUGUUUCCAAAUUUGUUGCUUCCCUUCUCAUUUUCGUUUCAUUGGUUUUAUUUGUACAAAACCUUUUAAAUUUGAUAUAGUCAAAAUUAUUUAUUUUACAUUUUGUGACUUUUUCUAAAUCUUUCUUGGUUUUAAAAUUUUUCCCUUCCCAAAGGUCUGACAUGAAUACUAUUCUGUGUUCUCCUAAUUUACAUAUGAUUUUUGUCAGUUUGCUUGUUAAUAUGGUCAAUUAUGUGGAUGGUUUUCCUAAUAUUGAACCAUCCUUGCAUUCCUGGUAUGAAUCCUACCUGAUCGUAGUGGAUAACCCUUGUGAUGACUUGCUGGAGUCUUUUUGCUAGUAUCCUAUUUAAGAUUUCUGCAUCUAUAUUCAUUAGGGAGAUUGGCCUAUAGUUUUCUUUCUCUGUUUUUAACCUGCCUGGCUUUGGGAUCAGUAUCAUGUUUGUGUUGUAAAAAGAAUUUGGUAGAACCCCUUCUUGGCUUAUUCUGUCAAAUAGUUUGUAUAAUAUUGGGAUUAGUUUGUCUUUGAAUGUUUGAUAGAAUUCAUUUGUGAAUCCAUCUGGACCUGGGAAUUUUUUCUUAGGGAGUUCUUUGAUGGCUUGUUCAAAUUCUUUUUUCUGAUAUGGAGUUGUUUAGGUAAUUUAUU